UCUCUUAUCAAUAAUUAUUCUCAUUUAUAAUAAGAACAAGAAGAAAGUAGGAAGAACACAAAACACCAUAAGAGAUGGAGGAAAUGAAACCAUGCACCGCAAACUCGUCGCCGUUGACGCCGUUAAGCUUCUUGGAGAGAGCCGCCACCGUCUACGGCGACUGUACAUCCAUCGUAUACGGCGCUAACAUCGUGUACACGUGGCGAGAGACAAACCUCCGCUGCUUACGCGUGGCGUCGUCUCUGUCAUCGCUCGGGAUCGGCAGGUCAGACGUCGUCUCCGUCCUCUCUCCCAACACUCCGGCGAUGUACGAGCUCCAGUUCGCCGUUCCGAUGACCGGAGCCAUCCUCAACAACCUCAACACGCGUCUCGACGCUCGCACCGUCUCUGUUCUUCUCCGCCACUGCGGAUCCAAGCUCCUCUUCGUCGACGUCUUCUCCAGCGAAAUCGCCGUCGAAGCGGCGGCGAUGAUGUCUGAUCCACCUGUUCUCAUCGUCAUCGCCGAUAUGGAAGAGAAAGGAGGUGAUGACGUGGCCGAUCGUGAUAAGAGUUUCCGUUACACUUACGAUGAGCUUGUAGAGAGAGGAGACCCGAGUUUUAAAUGGAUCCGACCCGAAAGCGAGUGGGACCCGGUUGUGCUCAAUUAUACAUCCGGUACGACCUCGGCUCCUAAAGGAGUGGUACACUGCCACAGAGGGAUAUUCGUUAUGUCGAUCGAUUCAUUAAUCGAUUGGACCGUACCGAAAAACCCGGUUUACUUGUGGACCCUACCGAUAUUCCACGCUAACGGCUGGAGCUACCCGUGGGGGAUCGCUGCCGUCGGAGGGACUAACGUGUGUCUACGUAAGUUCGACGCGCCGCUUAUCUACCGUUUGAUCCGUGAUCACGGCGUCACGCACAUGUGCGGAGCUCCGGUUGUGCUCAACAUGUUGUCUGCGAGUCAAGACUCUCAGCCACUUAAACAUCCGGUUAACAUCUUAACCGCCGGUGCUCCGCCUCCCGCCGCCGUUCUCCUCCGCGCCGAGUCGAUGGGUUUCAAAAUCAGUCACGGUUACGGGUUAACGGAAACCGCCGGUUUAAACGUCUCAUGCGCGUGGAAGCCGCAGUGGAACCGGUUACCGGCGAGCGAGAGGGCGAGGCUGAAGGCGAGGCAAGGGGUGAGAACCGUCGGGUUUACAGAGAUCGACGUGGUGGAUCAUGGAUCCGGUCGGAGCGUUGAGAGAAACGGAGAAACGGUCGGGGAGAUUGUGAUGAGAGGGAGUUCGAUCAUGCUCGGUUACUUGAAAGAUCCUGUCGGAACAGAGAAGGCUCUGAAGAACGGGUGGUUCUUCACAGGAGAUGUUGGGGUGAUUCAUUCAGACGGGUACUUAGAGAUUAAAGAUAGGUCGAAAGAUAUAAUCAUAACGGGAGGAGAGAACGUGAGCAGCGUGGAGGUUGAAGCGGUUCUGUACACGAACCCGGCUGUGAACGAAGUGGCGGUGGUUGCGAGACCGGACGACUUUUGGGGAGAGACGCCGUGUGCGUUUGUGAGUUUGAAACCUGGUUUGACUCGGAAACCGACGGAGGGAGAGUUGAUAGAGUAUUGUAGGAAGAAGAUGCCAAGGUAUAUGGUGCCUAAGACGGUGUCGUUUAGGGAUGAGUUGCCUAAGACUUCGACUGGUAAGGUUAUGAAGUUUGUGCUUAGGGAUAUUGCUAAGAAGAUGGGCUCGACGAGGUUGAGUCGUAUGUAAUAUGAAUUAUGCAUGUACUUUGUUAUAAGAAAAUGUUUACAAGUAAUAAAAACCUUCGUUUUUCUCAA
This is a messenger RNA of Brassica oleracea var. oleracea, 1798 nucleotides long. Its product is annotated as probable acyl-activating enzyme 5, peroxisomal. The record is from RefSeq and is a predicted model, not a curated record. The transcript has a single exon. Lineage: Eukaryota; Viridiplantae; Streptophyta; Magnoliopsida; Brassicales; Brassicaceae. Bases 75 to 1730 code for a protein of 551 amino acids.